UAUUGGAAGAGUUCUUUUGCUUCUUUUCAACUGAAUUUGACUUUGCUAAUUGUGUGGUGAGCAUAAGGACAGUUAGAGUUUAAGAUCUCCCCUUUGUGUGUUCAAGAUCCCUUUGAGCUUGUACAUAACUUGACACAGAACAUUACCAUGGCAACACUGAGAAACAUCAUUGAAUUGAUGAAGAUUGCUCACAAGAUUUGCCAGGAUCUGAAUAGCAGUGUUGACAAUCCAAAUCCCACUGGAAAUAAUCUCUUAAGCCUUUUUACAGUUUGUAAAUCUUCUAAAAAGAAGAAACAUUCUCAGCGCCAUGAUUUCUUCGUUAAGUAUCAAAACAAAAGUUCUCAAGCACUGGACACAGGUUGUGUUGACAACCUGAGUAAACCCCACGCAGUUUUUGUGUCUGUUCUAGAGACAUUAGAAAGGGAGUAUGGAUUUCAGUUUAAAGUUAAAAGUUCUGCUAAGAUGCCCUGCUCUAUUGUGGAAGAAUCUGGUGUGCUUAGCAAAAUUCAGGGUGUCAAAACAUCACUGGUGCCCCAGCUUUCUGGCCACAUCUCUGCUGCAGAUUGCAGCAACACCAAAAAUGAAGCAAGGAUAUCAGAGAAAGUAAACAAAUUUAACAAUGAGUUUUCAGCGAUUUGCAAAGCCUUUGAAAAUACGUGGACCCAUUGUCGAAGAGAACAGCGCAGGUCCCUUCAGCCUCAGAAACACGGUAAUGGGAACAACGAUAAUCCAAGCAAAGAUAAAUUAUAUGAUACAAGAUCAGGUCAAUUGUUAGAAGGAUGUAACAAUCAGGUUGAGGAGUUUGCAAAUGCUCCUGCCACUGCCCAUCCACUUCUCAGUUUCGAAUUGAAUGUAAGAAGUUUCCCUCAAAAGGAGGUCAAAAAUGGUUGUACUGUCCUCAUGGAACAUGUUGAAAGUAAAGAAUCUCAGCUAUUUGGAAACUUCUUUUCUGCUUUCAAGAAGUAUUUCUUGAGUUUAGUAACAAAGUAAAGGGUUUGUUAGCAAGCAGGGCACUAUAUAGAUAUAUGUACCAAAUAACUGUAAACUUUAUACAAAAUAAUUAUUUAUAACUUUAAAAAAUUAUUAUUUUUACAUGUAGAUAAAUGUUCCACCACACUUAAAAACUUCUGUUCUUUUUCUGCAGUACUAUACGCAAGAUAUUCACUCAAGAACUGCUUUCAUGAAUUUCCUGUGAUUGUGGGUUAAAACUAAACUACAAUAUUAUGCAGCAGGGAUGUUGAUAAUUCAAUUAUCAGUCAAAUCUUUAUGUAUUAACAUGGAAGAUACAUUUUGAUAUUCCAAUAGAUAAUUAUUAAA
This is a messenger RNA of Stylophora pistillata, 1317 nucleotides long. RefSeq lists its product as uncharacterized. The record is from RefSeq and is a predicted model, not a curated record. NCBI's taxonomy places the organism in Eukaryota, Metazoa, Cnidaria, Anthozoa, Scleractinia, Pocilloporidae.